Molecule: messenger RNA, 658 nt
Organism: Spodoptera littoralis (African cotton leafworm)
Lineage: Eukaryota; Metazoa; Arthropoda; Insecta; Lepidoptera; Noctuidae
Source: the annotation of a GenBank genome assembly
GGCACGGGUGACUGGGCCAGCCAGCAGCGCUCGCGGCACCAGCCCGCAGCUCGACCAGACGUAAUGUGCUCGCGAUAGAUGGCAUUCAGGUCGGACGACGUUACCGAGCGGACGCGCGUUCUCAUAUUUCGAGCGCGCUCACCUCGAUCGUUCAACAUUUCUAACGAAAGUUUUUGUUGUACAGUUUUUAUUUAGCUUUUACUGUUAGACUGCUACGCGGGUGCUAGUACUAAGAAAAAAAUUAAAAGUCCAUAUUUAAAAGCUUACGUGUUCUCCUUUCUCUGUUGUGGUUGCCAUAAAUUGAAUUUUGUUACGAGGUGACGUAUAAACACUGUGCCGGUGAUAACGGAGAAUGAUGUGAAUAGUGUUGUGUUUAUGUUUGUGAUGUGCAGUUUAGUGUAGACGUGGGUUGUUUACAAUGGGGUACGCGUCGAGCGGAGCGGGGCGCGCUGCGCAUGAGGCGCUGCUGGCCCGCCAGGAUGCAGAGUUGAGGCUCAUGGAGACCAUGAAGCGAAGCCUACAGGCUAAGAUGAAGAGCGACCGGGAGUACGCCCUCGCACUGUCUGCCGCUGCCGCACAAGGCCAGAAGAUGGACAAGUGUGAAGAACUUAACGGCCUAAUAAAUGCCAACAAUCGUCAGUGUUUAAGAUUUAGUUAA